CGGGUCUUGCGCUGCUGCUGGUGUGCAGAGAUUCGGUUCCGAGCACAGCGGACAAAAACAGCGGUCAAACCUGACGCUUUUUACUUUACACCUAUAUUCAGGACGCAAAAUAAAUGGGAAUAAUGCAUCCCUGGUUCAAACAGAAAAGGGUGGUCCGCUCUUUCACAGACUGAAUGCAAAGCAAAACAAUCCGCCAGCCUGUCUCUCUCUCUUCAGCGCCGCGCUCAGUUUAUAUCUUUUUCUUUCUGUUUGUCCUUCUCUCUUCUGUUUUUUUCUUCUGCUACAGAAUCCUCCAGGACGUAUUUUUAAAGGAUUCUUAAGCCGGUGAGAUGGGUGCAUUUCUGGAUAAGCCAAAGAUGGAGAAGCACAAUGCUCACGGGGUUGGGAACAACUUGCGCUAUGGCCUGAGCAGCAUGCAGGGCUGGCGCGUGGAGAUGGAGGAUGCACACACUGCUGUCAUUGGUCUGCCCAACGGCCUCGACCCCUGGUCUUUCUUUGCUGUUUACGACGGGCAUGCGGGUUCACAGGUGGCACGUUACUGCUGCGAGCACCUCCUGGAGCACAUCAUCAGCAACCCUGACUUCCAGGGUGGUGGUGGAGGUGGGGUUGAGAACAUGGAGCCCAGCAUGGACAGUGUAAAAUCUGGAAUCCGUACGGGUUUCCUGCAGAUCGAUGAUCACAUGAGGCAGAUUUCGGAGAAGAAGCAUGCUGGUGCCGACCGCAGCGGCUCGACAGCCGUCGGUGUGAUGAUCUCCCCCCGCCACAUCUACUUUAUCAACUGUGGAGACUCGCGGGGGCUCAUGAGCCGUGGAGGGGCUGUGCACUUCUUCACAAAGGACCACAAACCCAGCAACCCACUGGAGAAGGAGCGAAUCCAAAAUGCUGGAGGAUCUGUGAUGAUUCAGCGUGUGAAUGGGUCCCUGGCAGUUUCCAGGGCUUUGGGGGACUUUGAUUAUAAGUGUGUGCAUGGGAAGGGUCCCACGGAGCAGCUGGUGUCGCCGGAGCCUGAGGUGUAUGCUAUCGAGCGGUCGGAGGCAGAGGACGAGUUUAUUGUUCUAGCUUGUGAUGGGAUCUGGGAUGUGAUGGCAAAUGAGGAGCUCUGCGAUUUUGUUCGUUCGAGGCUUGAGGUUACCGAUGAUCUGGAAAGGGUCUGCAAUGAAAUUGUAGAUACCUGUUUGUACAAGGGAAGCCGUGACAACAUGAGUGUUGUGUUGGUGUGUUUUGUUGGUGCACCGAAGGUUUCCCCCGAAGCUGUCAAAAGGGAGGCGGAACUUGAUAAGUACCUGGAGGGCAGAGUAGAAGAGAUCCUUAAGAGGCAGGGGGACGAGGGUGUGCCAGACCUGGUACAUGUGAUGCGUAUGUUAUCAUCUGAGAGCAUCCCCAACCUACCACCUGGAGGAGAGCUGGCCAGCAAGCGGAGUAUAAUUGAAGCAGUAUACAACAAGCUUAACCCAUACAGGAACGAGGAUACAGACUCUGCAUCCACGGAUGACAUGUGGUAGCCCCGCACCUUUAAACACUGCACAGAGAAUCCUUCCACAGGACCCGGCACCAGAACUCUGCACAAGAACCCUCAACCAGACAACUACAACAGAAACUGCACAAGAACCUUACCACAGCCCAGCUCAGCUGCUCUGAACUGUUAAGGAAGAGAAAGAGGAUGGAGUUGAGGGCUCCCUCCCUUGUUCACAUAAUCUUCCCUCUCAGAGCAAGGCAAUGGUACCUUCUGGAAAUUUCUGCAUAUUAUUUUGUCCCGAAUCGCUCUCCUCCUUCCCAAAACCUUGUAUCCGUAACAUCACCCACUUAUAAAAAAUCCAACACUUAUUUUCCAUUUUGAUUUUUUUUUUUUUUUUGGUUUUGGGUGUAAUUAUUAAUUUGAUUCACAUUUCCUUGUGUGUAUAUUUCAGCUUUUAUUUCUGUGAAGUGCAAUUGUCUUGUACAAAGAAAAGCCUGUAUCAAAUGCAGCUUGAGUUUAAAGUUUAUAAAAAAAAAAAAAUGCACACAUUUAUUCCCUGCCUGCUUUUCUGUUUCCUCUCCAACCGCUGAAGCCCAGCACACUGUCUGCCUCUCAUAUGUCUCCCUAGUUUCCUUUUUAAUUCUUUCUUUUUUAAACAAAAUAAUGUUUUGUAUUGUUACUUUUUAUGUGAAACGGGUAAAUGAUAUGGGCUCACAGCACAGUAUAGUAAGCUUUGUGUAAAUCCCACAGCACAGAUGACAGUAAUUAUGUUCUUCUCUCAGUACUACUGAUUUUCUUCUGGUGAGGUGGGUGUUUUUUCCCCUCUUCCUCUGAGGAAACUGCUUUAACAUUUGCUUAAAGGAAUGUUCUGGGUUCGAUUCAAGUUAAGCUUAAAUGACAACAUUUGCAGCAUAAAACCGUCCCUCUUUAAAAAAAAAAAAAAAGCAAAAUUUGCUGUUACCGUAAGGUGCUUACAGUGAUAGUGAUUGGAGAUUUCAUAAACAUUCAAAUGAACUUUUUUUUUAAUAGUAUAGUCACAAGAUGUAAACAUUAUGCUUUUAAACAUGAAUUUAGAGUGAUAAAAUCGCUUAAUAAUCUGUGUGAAGUUAUUACCAUUAUUACAGCUUUAUUGACAUUGCAACCUAGUCCCUGUUAACCAUGUAAUAUGGUUCAUGCCUUUACCCAGUUAAAUCACUAAGUUUAUUACACUAAAAUCAUGUUAACACAUAUAAUCACAUCUUUACAUCUUGUGUUUAAGCUUUUGCAGUGGUGUGCAUGCUAGUGUUUAUGGUUUGGCCAUAUUCACAUCCCUUGUAAAUGCCUCAAUGUUUUUAUUUUGUUAUUAUUUUAAAUUUUUUUACAAAUGAGGGACAAUUCAUAGUAACUUUCUGAAAUGAAUGAUCAUCAUGCCACAAAUGCAGAUUGAGCUUAAGUUGUAUUGAUCCUGGAACAUUCCUUUGAACUAAGCUGAACUUGUGUGUGCAUGAGGGAGAUAUAACUAGUGUGUGUGUGUGUGUGUGUGUGUGUGUGUGUGUGUGUGUGUGUGUGUGUGUGUGUAAGAGGGUGCAUGUU
Molecule: messenger RNA, 3028 nt
Organism: Xyrauchen texanus (razorback sucker)
Lineage: Eukaryota; Metazoa; Chordata; Actinopteri; Cypriniformes; Catostomidae
Product: protein phosphatase 1A-like
Exons: 6
Coding region: 330-1502 (390 amino acids)
Biological process (GO): positive regulation of canonical Wnt signaling pathway; protein dephosphorylation; negative regulation of canonical NF-kappaB signal transduction
Cellular component (GO): nucleus; cytosol
Molecular function (GO): protein serine/threonine phosphatase activity; manganese ion binding; magnesium ion binding
Source: RefSeq, a predicted model, not a curated record